Messenger RNA from Seriola aureovittata, 2017 nucleotides. It is a transcript of the gene eif1axb, whose product is annotated as eukaryotic translation initiation factor 1A X-linked b. Gene Ontology annotation, molecular function: translation initiation factor activity; RNA binding. The coding region runs from base 141 to 575 and encodes 144 amino acids. The transcript has 7 exons. NCBI's taxonomy places the organism in Eukaryota, Metazoa, Chordata, Actinopteri, Carangiformes, Carangidae. Gene Ontology annotation, cellular component: cytoplasm. Gene Ontology annotation, biological process: translational initiation. The record is from RefSeq and is a predicted model, not a curated record.
CGCAGACCGGUGGAAAGAAUUAGCGGUGGUUAGCUAGCUCAGUUCACAUCUCCGCUUUCGCUGACUACUAUAAACAGUUAUUGUUUAACAGCCUGUCGUUUCUACCGAGAGGGGUUAACGUGACCGAGGAGUGAAAGAAUAUGCCCAAAAAUAAAGGUAAAGGAGGAAAGAAUAGGCGACGUGGAAAGAACGAGAAUGAGUCCGAGAAGAGAGAGCUGGUGUUCAAAGAGGAUGGACAGGAAUACGCUCAGGUGAUUAAAAUGUUGGGGAACGGACGUCUGGAGGCCAUGUGCUUUGAUGGCACCAAACGGCUUUGCCACAUCAGAGGAAAACUCCGGAAAAAGGUUUGGAUUAACACGUCAGACAUCAUCCUGGUGGGACUGAGAGAUUACCAGGAUAACAAAGCUGACGUCAUCCUCAAGUACAACGCAGACGAGGCUCGCAGUUUGAAAGCCUACGGAGAGCUGCCAGAGCACGCCAAAAUCAAUGAGACAGACACCUUCGGGCCCGGAGACGAUGAUGAGAUCCAGUUUGAUGACAUUGGCGAUGAUGAUGAGGACAUUGAUGAUAUCUAAAGACCUGCUACUAGAGGGGGAAGGUGGGAUUUUACUAGAGAUGCUCCGAUUGGGAUAUUUUGAGCCGUCACAACGCACCAAUAAUAAUUAUUUUUAUUAAGAUCAGCCUAUGCCAAUCCAAUACAGUUUAUUACAUUACAGUAUGUUUCAAUUUAUUCCAUUUGUUUACCAUCAGUCUUUGUUGUUUGGAGAACUUUAAGUGCAUUUCACAUAGGGGUAAGAAAAAGAAAAAAGACUUUAGUACUUUGAGUUUAUUGUUAGGAUGAAUGAAAGAGAUGCUGCCUCAGUACGACUGUCUCAGUUAUCACUCGUAGCAACUGGAGGGCGAAGCAGCAGGCUGCCUGGUGACUGAUGAUGACGCAGACAGUUUCCCCUUUCUGGCUUCAUGCAGUUGGAUUGGAGAAUCAGAGUAGGCUGAUCACCAGCAUCAUAUUUGGGUGAAUAUCUGGAGCAUUACUAGAUUUUUUACCUUUUUGCUUCUAACAUCAACAAAAUGGCGAAUCUGCCAUCUCACUCACGGAGUUCUUCUUUUGUUAUUUUUUCCUGGUAUAGUCCAAACACUCACUGUUUUGUAGAGGCUCGUUCCGAUACCAUGACUGCAAAAUAUCUCGCACCAAAUGCGUCAUCUUUUAAAAAUGUAUUUAUAUUGAUUUCACACUAUGUGGAAUUUAGCAACAAGUACAGAAUCUCUGGAUUCGCCAAUAAAAAGAUAAACCAUUUUGUGUUUUUUUUUCCUUUGGCAGUCUGUAUCAUUGUAGCUGUAGCCUGUAAGACAGUUUAUAAAGUUGAAGACAGUUUGAAAGCUGUUUAUUAAUGAUAGAAGAAAGAUAAUAACACUGAGUAUGGCUCUGAAUCUUUAAGGUUUGUCGUUUUGUCAACUUCAUAUCUCUGACGACGCAUUACAGUAAAAUUGAAUUGAACCGCGGCCGAAUGAAGACGAUUCCCUUCCCCUGAAAUCAAAAGGAAAAUCAAAUGUAUUUUUCUGUUGUUGCCCUUAUUUGUGUUUCUGUCUUUUUCUUUUUUCUUUUUGUGUUUCCAUGUUCUGUUUUGAACUCUUCGCUGCUCGCUCUGUGGCUUCAACACACAGUGAAGCUCGGCCCCGGCCGCCCGCUCCGUCUCACGUCAGACCAGCGGUUCCCAAACUUCUCCACCACAGAUCCACACCAGUAAAACCUCACAGCAGAGCCAUCUGUCUUACUUAUUCUCUGAACCUCUAGAAUAUCAAAUAACUGAUAUAUAUUCAAUACAUUAUAUCUAUUUUCCUUCUUCCCUCCUCUGGAAACGUCCCCAUGUUCCCUGAGGAGGGGCCAGCACCUCAGUUUGGGAACCACUGCUCUAGACCACAUGGGGCCUGUUGCUGUUGUUGCUGUAACUCUGAAUUAAUAAAAAAAAAUGUACUAUGAUGUUUGAAGGCUGGGUUUCCAAUAAAGAUCUUAACUCCA